This is a messenger RNA of Magnolia sinica, 1223 nucleotides long. Its product is annotated as protein MIS12 homolog. The transcript is spliced from 8 exons. Gene Ontology annotation, cellular component: chromosome, centromeric region; nucleus. Lineage: Eukaryota; Viridiplantae; Streptophyta; Magnoliopsida; Magnoliales; Magnoliaceae. The record is from RefSeq and is a predicted model, not a curated record. Gene Ontology annotation, biological process: mitotic sister chromatid segregation; mitotic cell cycle; protein localization to kinetochore. The coding region runs from base 229 to 957 and encodes 242 amino acids.
GGGUGCUGUGUUCUUUGGUGCGCAAUCCAAUUCCUCUCCUGUCCCCCUCCAUGUACAUCAUUUCGAGAAUUCCGUGGCGGGAAAAAGUUUCAUUUUGAAAAUCUCCGCAAUUUUCAAAACAUCCCUUCUCCUUCUGACGAGCGACGAGCCGAUUUCUGUCAAGCGCGAGGUUUUCUUCCUCCGAUUCGCUCACCUCUUCGAAAAUCGCGGAAAAUUAGAGAUUCCGCAAUGGAAGGAAGCGAGAGCGAGGCGGUAUUCGAUUCCUUCAACCUGAAUCCUCAGCUUUUCAUCAAUGAAGUCCUCAACGCGGUUGAUGACAUGGUCGAUGGGGCAUUCGACUUCUACGAACAGCAAGCAUCUGAGCUCUUGGGCAACAUGGGCAGUGAUAGAUCCGGCGAGCUAAACCGGGGCGUGUCUUUUGUUCGUCACAUGAUUCAAGCAGUUUUGGACAAACGGCUGGGUAUGUGGGAGAAGUAUUGCCUUCGACAUUGUUUUGUUGUUCCUGAAGGAUUCUCGCUGCCUAAAGCUGACUCAUCUGGUAACAGUUUACUGCUUGAAGAUGUGCUCUCCGAUGCAGAGCUUGAUGCUCAAUUAGACUCCUUGAGAGAAAAGCUUGUUGUGGUUGGAAGGGAAUCUGCUGAGCUGCACAGAGAGCUUCAUGCAUUGCAAAAGCAGUCUAUCUUAAGCAGCAGUUGUGCCAGGUCUGUCGCUGAGGCACUAGAACCAUUCAAGCAGAACUCCACGCAUGACAUGUUCAAGGAAAUGCUAAGAACUGCAUCUGAACUACGCGCAAAAAUGGAGAUAAUGAAGGCCAAGAGAAGGGAAGAGAUGGAGCGCAUUAGAAUUGAGAGGAUUUACAAUCCGGACAAGAGUCAAUCUAUGAUGUAUAGCAAUGGCCUCUCUGCUAGUUUGGAGGAUCUUCAGGAAUUUGCAGAUGAUAUGACAAAAAAGAUGUGAACAUGGACGUUGCACUGCAUUUUGGUGCAUCAGGCAAAGUCUCAAGAAUGGUUUGGAAGUACUGUUAUGCCAUCGCAUUAAUUCGAAUAACCGUAUCUUCACAUAACAGAAGUUGGUGUCACCACGUUUAAACGCCUGGCAAUACAAGUAUAGCAUCUCAGCUGACUGAUCUGAUAUGAAUCUAGAUUUUGUCACCAAUACUAUCAUGUUAACAGCUUUAAGGAAUGUCUGUAUCAGUGUGAUGCCACUGCUUGAAAUUUAAGCUU